UAAAUAAACAAAAGUGUAUUCGGAAUGUGGAAAGUAAACAAUUAAAAUUAUCAGUGGAUUUUUGUAUAUUUUACAACAAGAUACACGUAUUUUUGGUAGUGCAACAAUGUAAGUGAUAAGACGCUUUAGUGAAAUGUUGGGUUUGGAGAUCAAACAUUAGUGAAGUGAACUCGUUCAAGCGUCAGGAUGACUAUGAAGUCGCUGAAGUACAGCGAGCGGGAGGAGAUGAUGGAGGGUUUCAGCCCGGUACCUCCUCCCCUCCCCCGCCGACAGCCAGUCAGGAACAUCUACGCCGAACCCUUCGUAGACCCUAGGUACACGUCAUCGGGCGUGACUAACGAAUGGCUCGCCCUACAGACCCUAAAUUCAGAGUCUAUGUUGUGCCACAGAUUGGGCGGCGCGCCGAUGUCGAGCGGGAUGGGCGGCGGCACGCUGGGCAGCGGGCACUGCCAGCUCGCCAACCAGCCGCUGGUGAUGCCGGUAUUCCCGCUGCGGGCCAGCCAGCCGAGCCCCGUGCCCGUCUACUCGCCAUCCCGCUUCCACAUAGACAAGCGGUGUCAACAUCGCUGCACGUGGAAAUGUCUCGCCAUUACCAUGAUCUGCCUCUGCGUCAUCUUAGCGGCGAUGCUCGCCUACUUUAUAGCGUUAUCGUCAAUUAAAAGUAAUAUAGACAAUUCAAAUUGCAUUUUGGUACAAGAUGUGAAAGCAGUAACACACGCACAAGGAAUAAGAGAUGCAUUAUCAACGUCAUCACCUUCAGACGAAUCAAUAUCAACAUCUUCUAUAGGCGGGUGGUCAACUACAGCAGAAGCAGCAUUAGAGUCAGUAGUGAUACCACAACAAGCUCAACAAGCUGCUCCACCGCCUUGGUCACCCGCUUUAGAAGUUAGAGAAUUCGACGAGUUACACAGUGCAACUAUACCUGCUUACCAAUUUUGGAGUUCUGAAUUCCGCAACAAACAGCCCGCCUACGUUAGCCUUAACUUCACGGUUCCCUGGGGAGCUAAUUUCGCCGUAUAUGGUAGACGAAAUGUGGCUCCUAGCGUAACUCAGUACGACUUUGUAGAAUUUAUACGUGGCGGUAGAGUUGACCACAGACUAAGACGGAGGCGGAGUUCGUUCAGAGAUAAAGAUCCAUUUGAAAGUAGCCUUAAUGAUUGGGAUGCACUUCUGAGCACGAUUAGUCCGCUUCAAAAAUGGAAUCAUACGAUAAGCAAAAGGUCAACGGAUAUGAGAGUGAACGUUAGCAUCUUACAGUACUUGGACACGGGGAGAUGGUUUAUCUCAGUAUACAACGAUGAGCUGCAACCACACAACGUUGAAAUGAUCGUGUCUGAAGCUGAAGGUGUUACAAAUUCCUGCCCCGAUGAUUGUUCCGGCCAUGGAUCCUGUUAUCUUGGAAAAUGUGAUUGUGUUGACGGCUAUGAAGGACAUGACUGUUCAAAAAGUGUGUGCCCAGUUCUUUGUUCGGGACACGGUGCGUAUGCAGGUGGUGUAUGUCACUGUUCGGAAGGGUGGAAGGGCCCGGAAUGUGACGUUCCAGCACACGACUGUGAGCCUGCCGACUGUUCCGGAAGAGGUCAAUGUAUCGCCGGCCAUUGCCACUGUAAAGCUGGCUGGAAAGGACAGAAGUGCGAUGAAGAGGAUUGCCUGGAUCCAACUUGUGGCGGUCACGGAUCGUGCGUGCGUGGACGAUGUGUAUGCCGGGCGGGAUGGCGCGGUGCCUCCUGCAGUGAGCGUGAUGCUAGGGUACAACGUUGCCUGCCGGCAUGUUCCCAACGCGGUGUCUAUGACCUUGAUGCAGGAAGAUGUGUCUGUGACCCACUUUACACUGGAGACGAUUGCUCUCAAGUGGUAUGUUCUUUGGACUGCGGACCGCAUGGAGUUUGUGCUGAAGGCGUUUGCCGUUGCGAUGAUGGUUGGACUGGCUCCAUGUGUGACCAAAGACCUUGUGACACCCGCUGUCAUGAUCACGGACAAUGCAAGAACGGCACUUGUGUAUGUACGCAAGGGUGGAAUGGUCGACAUUGUACUUUGCCUGGUUGUCCCAAUGGCUGUUCUCGUCAUGGCCAAUGUCUGCUGGAGGAUGGCGUGUACCGAUGUUCCUGCGCCGACGGCUGGGCCGGCACCGACUGCUCUAUCGCUCUCGAACUCUCUUGCAAUGACAACGAAGACAAUGAUGAAGAUGGCAUGACGGACUGCUCGGACUCGGAAUGCUGCAGUCGGCCUGAAUGCGCCGAGCACAUCAUGUGCCUAGCUUCCAACGAUCCCGUAGAAGUGCUCCUCAGAAAACAGCCGCCCUCAGUCACCGCAUCCUUUUACCAGCGCGUCAAAUUCCUCAUCGAAGAAAACUCUGUCCAGAGCUACGCACACAUGGACGAAUACUCUGAGAGCGAGUUCUGGAAUUCCUUUACACCAUGCCGCGUGUCCGUGAUGAGGGGGCAGGUGGUCUCGCCACAAGGACUUGGAAUCAUCGGCAUCAGAGUCUCCGUCGAUCGAGAAGCCCGCUUCGGAUUUACGCUCACCAGACAGGGUGGAUGGUUUGACGUGUUGGUGAAUGGAGGAGGCGCCGUGACCCUGCAGUUCCAGCGAUCACCCUUCAAGCCGCUGCGGAAGACUGUCUUCGUACCCUGGAACCAGAUCGUCGUGUUGCCGCCUGUGCAAAUGGAACUAAGCGAUGAUAACGUCAAAGUACCGACUCCCAGGGCUCCACCUCGUAUCGACUGGUCUCCUAUUCCUCAAUGGUGGGAAUCAGAAACACCUCCUUGUGCUGCUCAUGAUCACGAGAGGCUUAGGCCCGAAGUAGUAGCUGUACCACCACUGGCGGCACCUGCUGCAUCUUCUGCUACCACCACGACCGUCAUAUACCCUGAGGCCCAGAUCGUAAGCGAGUCCAUCGGAUUACCGGGAUCUUUAGUGAAAUUGACAUACCGCUCAUCUCAAUCAGCUGGUUACCUGUCAUGCGUACAUGUUCAACUCACACGACGCAUUGUACCGGCAUCACUAAUCCGAGUACAUGUCCGUGUCGAGAUUGAGGGCUCAUUGCACACUCAUAGCUACGAAGCCGAUCCUGAUCUGACACAUAUCUUCGCAUGGAAUAAACGAAACGUAUAUAAACAAAAGGUGUACGGGCAAGCUCAAGCCAAAAUAUCAAUUGGAUACGAAUACACUUCAUGUGCGUCAAUUGUGUGGGAAACUCAGACAGCUACACUUGCUGGCUUCGAUGUAGACAUCUCAGACAUUGGAGGAUGGGGUCUUGACAUACACCAUCAUUAUAACUUCCAUGAAGGCAUUCUGCAGAAGGGUGAUGGAGCGUUGCUUCAUUUGAAGCAAUAUCCCAGAACUGUUCAGGUGGUAAUGGGUACUGGCCUUCAAAGAUCCUUGGAAUGUCCCGACCAUUGCAAUGGCAAAGCGGCAGAUGCUCGUCUUCUGACUCCAACAGCACUUACUUCUGGCCCCGAUGGUUCUUUAUACGUCGGCGAUUUCAAUCUUGUACGGCGUAUCACCCCAGAGGGAGUUGUUACCACUGUUCUUCAGUUACAGACUACACAGGUUGCAUAUCAAUACUAUAUGUGUAUAUCACCAGCGGAUGGAUAUCUUUACAUAUCAGACUCUGAAAGACACCAAGUCCGAAGAGUAAUAACUUUAGAGAAAGUACGUGAUCCUGCGACUAAUUCUGAGCCUAUUGUCGGUAAUGGAGAUCGAUGUGUACCUGGAGAUGAUUCCAAUUGCGGCGAUGAAGGUCCUGCCAUCAAAGCUAAACUGGCUCAUCCUAAAGGUCUUGCAAUUGCGGCAGACAGAACGAUGUAUAUAGCAGACGGAACCAACAUAAGAGCAGUGGAUCCCAAUGGCAUUAUACACACUUUGGUAGGACAUCAUGGACACCACAACCAUUGGUCACCUGUUCCAUGCCACGGAGCUAUUCCACCUUACGAAGCGCAACUGCAGUGGCCUACCGGAGUAGCCUUAUCACCACUCGAUGGAUCUCUUUACUUCAUCGACGACAGGAUUAUACUUAAACUCACUGUCGAUAUGAAGAUCAAAGUAGUGGCUGGCCAACCUUCACAUUGCCGCAUUGGAAGUGAUGGAAAGCCAAUCACAAAGCCCACUAAUAGAACUAACCCAGACUUCAGGGAAGAUUCCAACUUAGGUACGAUUUUGGCAAUAGCUUUUGCUCCAAGCGGUAUCUUGUAUGUUGCUGAGGCAGACUCGAAGAAAACAAAUGCUAUCAAAUCCAUUGACCCAUCCGGAAAGAUCAUGCACUUUGCUGGCAAAGUUCAGGAGAAUUUGAAGGAACUAAGCUGUGAAUGUAACUCAUCUGCCUCAGCGACGGUUGUGCCGACGAAUUCUCGAGACGACGCUGGAUGCCCAUGCAGACUAAGUGUCGCCGCUGGUGAUGAACCACCAACUAGCACAGAAACUUUAUUAUCGUCUAACGCCAAAUUCCAAACGAUCUCAGCUCUUGCAGUAACGCCAGAUGGUGUUCUAAACGUUGUUGAUCAAGGUUCCUUACAUAUACUGGCUUUAAAACACUACUUGCCAACACAUGACGAAAACGGAGAAUUCAGAAUUCCAUAUCCACCGACAUCGGAAAUAUAUGUAUUCAAUCGUUAUGGCCAACACAUUACCACUAAAGACCUAACAUCCGGCAAAACCAGAUACUCAUUCCUGUAUUCAAAGAACACUAGUUUCGGAAAAUUGUCUACAGUAACCGAUGCUUCUGGAAAUAAAAUACAACUGCUAAGAGAUUACAGUAAUAUUGUAAGCUCUAUAGAAAACACACAAGACCAUAAAUUGGAAUUGAAAAUAUCAGGAAUUGGUUACCUCACAAGAAUAGCUGAAAAAGGAGCAACAGACAUGGAGUUUGACUACGAUGCCAGCACUGGAUUACUGAACAGCCGAUCAGGGGGAGGUGACACUGUAAUUUACAAUUACGACGAACUUGGAAGGGUUACGAAAAUAAUUAUGCCAUCUGGUGAGCAAGUCCAUAUCACAUCUGGUCUUGCGAAGAACUACGGAUUGGCUGUUACAGUAUCAAAUCCUUCCAGCACCAUACCAGUUGGAGUCGCCAAGAAAUGUGAAUACGUUUUACAUGGUCAAUCAUUCAAACAAAUCACCAUUAACAACGGUAAACAAAUAACGGAAGGUCGCAUUUAUACAAACAACACCUUACUACUCGAAACUCCAUGGGCUGGUAAGUUUGAAAGCAUUGCCGCAGCUAAACACCCAUUAUUGGAAGCUGCUCUGCCAAUAGAAGCUGAAAUGCUUCAUAUGUGGUCUCAUCAGACGACCACAUUCGGUGACGCACUGGUCAACAACAUGUACUCUUUAUACACGCUAGUUGGAGAUGUAAGAAAUCCGCAGCAAACUUUGAACCGAGAAAUAUGGGUCAAUGAUUCAAGAGUACUUAUUAUUGAGUUCGACCAGUUUAAGAGCCGAGAAACUUUCUUCAACGCUGAUAGAAAUCCACUAUUUACUAUCUCUUACGACGUAGCUGGACUACCGCUAUCGUUUAAUCCUCACGGCGCUGGAGUACCCCUUAACAUUUCGUAUGAUAGAUUCUACCGUAUCAAUGGUUGGAAGUGGGGUGACAGUGAGGAAAGCUACAGCUAUGAUCCACACGGAAUGCUUUCUGAGGUCACAAGUCCGCAAGAUGGAACUAAAUUUAUCUAUUACAAUGAAGGAAAUCUUGUUUCCAAAAUUACUUUGGCCAGUCAAAGAAGCUUCAAAUACAUGUACGAUGAAGACGGAGGAUUAACGCAUGUUAUUUUGCCUUCGGGAUCGAACCACUCAUUUAGCGUGCAACCGUCUAUUGGAUUUUUAAGAGUUACCUACGCACCUCCCGGUUCGUCAAAGAAAUAUUUACAACAUUACGCUCACACAGGGGAGCUUCUCCAGACUGUAUUCCCAGGUGAUGGUGCCAGAGUAGUUUACCGUUACUUCACCACAAAUAAGGUAUCUGAAGUAAUUCAUGGCGAUGGUCAAACACAAAUACAUUAUGCUGAAACUAGCGGACUGCCUUCAGAAAUAUUGCAUGUAGACCGCGACGUAGACUACAGAUGGGAAUCUACUUACGUUGGCGGACUACUAACUGAAGAAAGACUUGACUACGGUGCCAAAACUGGUCUUAGCAACGCCAAAAUAAUCUAUGAAUACGAUAACAAUUACCGUAUAACUUCCGUCCAAGGCCGGAUCGGCGGCCAAACCUUAAUUCCGCACCAUAUUGUAUACAAUAGUAAAACUGGUGCUCCUGAAAUAUUAGGACAAUUCACUGUGUCAAAACAGAAAUGGAAUGAAACAUCAGUAUACGAUGGCAUCGCUAUGUUCUCUCGUUUAUUGAACAACCAGUUUUUGGAAAAGGAAGUGACUGUCAACAUUCACCGAAUGGAAGUAUUCAGAAUGGAAUUUUCUUAUGACAGACACGGAAGAAUAUCUCAAACGAGGACACAUACCAGAAACGUUGGAGUUAAUACUUACACUAAUGUUAAGAACUAUACUUGGGAUUGCGACGGUCAGCUUACCGGUGUAGAGGCCCAAGAACCUUGGGGCUUCAGAUACGACGAUAACGGUAACAUGCUAUCGUUGACGUACAGAGGGAACACGAUCCCAAUGGAAUACAAUGACAUGGAUCGAAUCGUAAAAUUCGGUGAAGGCCAAUAUAGGUAUGACAGCCGUGGCCUAGUGUCACAAAAUGCCAGAGAGGAAAGAUUCCAGUACAAUUCUAAAGGACUUUUAAUUAGAGCAACAAAACGAGGAAGAUUUGAUGUUCGCUACUUCUAUGACCAUCUUGAUAGGCUUUCUACCAGAAAGGAUAACUUUGGAAAUGUAACACAAUUCUUCUACACUAAUAAAGACAGACCCCAUGAAGUCAGUCAUAUCUAUUCACCACGUGAAAACAGAUUCAUGACCUUAGUGUAUGACGAUAGAGGGCAUCUGAUUUAUACACAGGUUGCCCGACACAAAUACUACAUUGCUACUGACCAAUGUGGAACACCGGUCAUGAUAUUCAAUCAAUAUGGAGAAGGUAUCAGAGAAAUCAUGCGGUCGCCCUACGGUCACAUCGUAUACGAUUCGAAUCCCUACUUAUACCUACCAGUGGACUUCUGUGGAGGACUACUGGAUCAAGUCACGUCUUUAGUUCACAUGGCCAAUGGAAAAGUUUAUGAUCCUCUGAUUGGACAAUGGAUGUCUCCCUUAUGGGAGAAUCUGAUUGAAAGAAUACAUAAUCCAACACAGUUACACUUAUACAGAUUCAAUGGAAACGAUCCUAUCAACGUGAGACCACAGAACAAGAAACCAACAGAUCACUUAUCAUGGUUGAAGUUGCUUGGUUAUGAUACCAAGAGCCUGGCACCACAACUCUAUCCAGACGAACUACCCGGCGGCUCCGUGCUGCCGAGCAUCCCGCAAGGCCGCCCGGUGUGGGGCACUGCUCCAGCAGACAGCAGUCCAGGCCUGCCGUCUGCUAUGUCGCUGCUACCGACAGUCACCAUUGAAUCUGGCUUCCUGUCACAUAUGUCUAACAAGAGAAUAGCUGACUUUAGAAGCCUGUCGAUACCGGCUAUGUCAGCUCUUAAGACUGACGCCUUAAACCUUGCACCCAAAAGAAUCGGUUCAGACUCUGAGCCGCCAUUUGGCCGAGGUAUCCUCGUCUCACGGAAUCAACGUGGCCGCGCUGUUGUUACCACGGUGCCGUCUGCGAAUGCCAUAUACCGUGACGUAUAUACCUCAGUGUUUAACCGAUCACAUCUUCUACCCUUCUCAUUUGUUGUCCAUGGUGAUCAACAAGAUGUGUUCUAUUUUGUCAAAGAAGACACAUGGCGUGCGGCAGACGACAAACAACAGUUAAAACGCAUGCAAGGCAAAUUAAACGUAACCUUCCAUGAAGUUGCCGAAGGGGGACGUUCCUACGCAGAUGUCAAAAUACAUGGAAAGACAAGUAUAGUGAAUCUAAGAUAUGGCACGAGUGCGGAGCGUGAGAGGCAAAGAUUGCUGCACCACGCGCGCGCCGCAGCUGUGCGGAAAGCGUGGCACCGAGAGCGUGAAGCUCUGCGAAGUGGACUGGGUGGCUCGCUGGACUGGUCUGCAGCCGAACUGGACGAAAUCCAAAAGGCUGGAUCAGCAGCAGGCUACGAAGGAGAGUACGUGCACGACGUAGCACGAUACCCAGAGUUAGCAGAAGACCCAUACAACAUUCGCUUUGUGAAGAAGCGAUCAGACCGCGCCGAGCGCCGGCGGCGGAAGCGUGAGGACUGUCGAGGGGCCUGGUGGCUCGCCUGGGAUGAACUCUGCUAGUGAUGUGCCGCCAUCCAUAUGCCAAAUGGUGUGAAUGUUAAUAGGUGUGUGUAAACGGGGAAGAAUGAUCGUGUGAGUGUUUGUGGAAAUAUAUUUUGUAAAUAGUCUCUAUUAAUUGUUAAUUGUUGAUGUAUGUAUGUACGGUAGAUGCGAAUCCCUAUCGCUGUGUAAAUAAUAAAAAUUAAUUUGCAGGGAGAGAAUGGACCUUUUGAGAGGACUGAUAUUAAAAUAAAUGUAAUGUAUGUAUAAAUAAGAUUUAUGUGAAUAUGAAAUUAUUUAUACUUAUUUAUCGGUAAAAAAGCUUCAUUGUGUCCAAUGUUCUUAUAAAAUUUAGAUGAAGACUAUUUGAAAGAAUAAAAAGGCAUACUUUUUUAACCAAACCAA
This is a messenger RNA of Trichoplusia ni (cabbage looper), 8679 nucleotides long. RefSeq names its product teneurin-a (gene Ten-a). Gene Ontology annotation, biological process: motor neuron axon guidance. Bases 187 to 8295 code for a protein of 2702 amino acids. NCBI's taxonomy places the organism in Eukaryota, Metazoa, Arthropoda, Insecta, Lepidoptera, Noctuidae. The transcript is spliced from 24 exons. The record is from RefSeq and is a predicted model, not a curated record.